Messenger RNA from Spodoptera exigua (beet armyworm), 867 nucleotides. The record is from the annotation of a GenBank genome assembly. Lineage: Eukaryota; Metazoa; Arthropoda; Insecta; Lepidoptera; Noctuidae.
AUGAACAUCCCAGAGAUCAAGUCUUAUCAAGAACAAGCGAUUGAUACCGUCGUUUCUGUGAUAAAUCGGGCGAAAGAGAAGUUGGGGGUCAGACAGACCUUAAGACAACUUGCAAAUAGCCGUGAAUUUGCCUGCAAUGCCAAAUUAUCCUUGAAGGCCAUCGGUCCGCCCUUUGCCAUUACCUGUGAGAAAUUUAUCCUGAAGACGAUAGAAAAAAAAUGGAAACUCGCUGAUAAAUUUAUGUACGUUGUUAGAUACAUGGGAGAGUCUAAAAAUGAAGUGUCACAGUAUUACUAUUUUGAGGCAAUAUUCAGCCAGCCGACAGCCUCCUACCCCAUACCUCAGGCCACAGUAUCAGUGUUCUUCAUACUUGAAGACAAGCAUACUGAACCAACGAAUGAAAGAGGGGUGCCGAUGCUAAAAGCUCUAGCAGAGCUCGGGCUGCUAAACUUGCCAGAUCACUGGAAUGAGACUUCUCGACAGACCCAAGCUCGCCAAGCCAUUGAUGCCGAGCGUCACGCGGCUCAAAGAGCUGCUAAGACCUCUCAACAGUCCCAAGCUCGCCAAAUCAUUGAUGCCGAGCGUCACGCGGAUCAAAGAGCUGCUGACACCCAAGCCCGCCAAAUCUUAGAUGCUGAGCAUCAAGCUUCGUACAUAGCCGCAGAGACCUCCGAAGAAACACGUAGACGACGUUUAAUUAAUGCCGAGCGGCAAAGGAGACGUAGAAUGGCCAAUAAAGAGACCCUAGGUAUGUGCUGUUCUGGAGGCAAAGUAUCAGUACCAACGCUUGAUGACCCCGAGGAGCAACGACAGAAAUGUUCUUCAGAGUCGAAGGUCACCACACAGAACACGACAUACGCUUUGUAG